CGGGGCUGGCGUUGGUGGGCGGGUGUGCGGCGGGCAGGUGGAGGGAAGGGAGGCGAUGGCUCGGCCGCCUCGCGUGGUUCGGAACUAGUUGGGCUAUCGUCGUGCCUCUUCACCGGCAUUUAGCAGCCAAUGGGUUUAUUUUUGCCAUUUAACACAGAUUUAUUUAUUUUUAAUCUAUUUCUGAGAAGGAUGUGGUCCCGUACUAAGGAAAAGAUGGACAAUUAUUAAAUGUUAGCAAGUUUACCUCGUGGGUGAACUUAAGACUGAUCGCGUUUCCUUGUCAAAAUUGUUGGCUUUUUCCUAAGCAGUUCUUGCUUGCUCAGAAAUCACUGAUUUGACACAAAGAGCAGAAAGAAACCAUUUGACCCGUGCUGCGUUGGUGCAGUUAACUUCAUACAAAGCACACGCCCCUGGUAGGAAUCCUCUUUAUUGCUCUAGAGGGUUCUGCUGGGCAAGCUCACGUCUCAGAGUGACACAGUGCUGCUUUCAGCACGGCACCCAGAGUCCAGCUGUCCAGCGUAAAAGGGACAGGCCAAACAGUUUGGCUGACCAAAAUAGUGCUGCUAUGCAGAGGGUGCUGGUACUUCAGGAGAGUUCCUAAUUUCCCACUCUUGUAUCUGCUGGAUGCUACUGUAGGAGCCUCCUGCACAUCUGGACCUCCUUGAGGGACAGUUGGAGCAACCUCAAAGUGAAGAUAUGGCCUUGUGUUUUAGCAUCUUGCGUUGGGUUUGGCUAAAAGUGCUGUUACAGGUUUGGUGAAAAGUAGGAAUUGAAAUUCUAGUCUUGUAUUCCCUGCAGGAGCGUGUAACGUUAUUCAGUUUAAGUGAGCAGAUCUCUUCAUCAUGCCUAGAGGAAAGUCUCUAAAAGCAAUAGAAGAAUAAUGACCGGAUAGGGUUAGGGGAGGGAAGCUGCAGCCCAUACUGUGUAGACAUUAAUACUUCUGCAUCCUAACGUGGAUCAGAAUGGAGGGUGGGUUCUGUAGUUAUAUCUAUUCUAAUGCAGUUCUUAGACCUGCAUUUCUUCUGGUGUGCUACCUUAAAAAGUAUUCUUAGAACUGUCUUCAAUAAGCAGUAAUUUCAUACAGUGUUUGCUUUGUCUGCAUACUUCUUGGUGUAAUGAUUAAGAACUUCUCAGUUGCCUUUCCAAUUACUUUCAUAGGUAAUGAUCAACACCAAAUCUUAAAAUAGGAAAAAUAAACUGUUCUGCGUGCAGUCUGGUGCAAGGAAAUACAUUGGGGGAGUUCCUGUGUGCAAAACCAAGAAGCCAUUGGAAUCAAUAACACCUUAAGUGUUUGUCAGACCACGUGUGUUGGUGUGCAAAUGGUGUGCAUGCUACCCAAAAGCUGAUGAUAUAACUGCCUGUUGUGGGAUCUGAAAAGCCAGGUAUGUGCUAGUGAUGAUAGGAAAUACUGUAAGAAGCUGUAGGUGCAGCGGGCGGUGACAGUUUUAUAACCACUUCCUGGUUGGACUCAGUGUGUGCUUUGUAGCAUCCACUGUUAGGAUGAGAUUCACUUCCCCCCACCCAUUUCUUGGUUUACGGACUGUAGCUCUUUUGCAAGAAGGUGAGGCAGUAAUAAGUUAGCUUACACUCAUGGUGUCAUUAAAGGAACCUUUUUGCUGCUUUGUCUUGUUUCCUGUGUGGAACGAUAGUUUCCAAUAAAGGGAAGGCAGGGUGGUAGCUGAGGUUAUGCUUCUCCUAUUCCUGGAUAGCUGGUUCUUUCCCAAAAGAGAAUGUGUCCCUAACAUGAAGCUUUGCUUUCCCUCUGUAGGCUGAAGUCCGUUUGUGAAUGCAGUUUUGGUCCUGCCGCGUAUUUUUUUUCCUUGUUAGGGAAAGUGAGGGCACGCUCCUCUGUUUGGAAAGUCAGGUUCGUGCUGCUGGCAGGUUGGAUCUCUUUUUGGGUCGGAUGAGGAAAUGAUUGGGUUCUGUCUAACAGAGCCCCUUACUGACCGCUGCCAGGUGACUCCUUCGCAAGGAUGCAGGAAGGCUGCUUCGGGAGGAACUCGUCCCUUUCCCAGUGGCAGCGGUUGGCAAGUGUGUUCUGGGUCAGUGACCUCUUUUGUUCACUGGUUUGUUGUCGGGGAUUUCAGCCUGAAAUGUAGGUGGAAAAAAAUGAAGAAAAAGGGAUGUUCGAAAUGCAAUUGGCAGGUUGCUACAGGUGAGGUUGUGUGAGUGAAUUCUUCAACCUGGUAGCAGCUGUUGUAUUGUUUUGUGUGGAAACGAAAGCCUUAAAGGCAAACAAAUGUAUCAGUGUUUGCUCAUUAAUGCUUGUGAGUGCCAGUGCACUAAUGUGUUAAAAGUCACGUGUGACCCGUAGUGGUCAUCCAUAUAUUAAACCUUUCCUGUGUGAGCAGGAGUUGUAAUUAGGAGAAUAGCUCUAAUAGACCUAUAAUGGAAGUUACGGUGGUGACGUGACCAGUAGUUGAGAGUAAGAUUAGGAACUACAAUAAAAAGUGAGCUUAUGUCCCCAGAGUGAAAUCAAAAACCUGUAGUGAGGGGUUCUCCGUACGUUGUAAGGAAAGAGAGAACUUUUCCCUUCGUUAUAAACUUGAGCUUGAGAAACUUGAGAAAUCCAUUUCUGUUCUCUGAAACGUGCGAUCCAACUGUUGCAAGCUUCAGUUAGAAUCUGGCUUAUAAUUGUGAAUACAUUUAAACCUUUUUAAAAAAUUAGUUACUUUUGUAUGUAAAACUGGUAAAAUUCAGGCUGUGUGUCCAUUCUGUAUAAUAGGUCAGGCUUCUGCUGCCUCUCAGAAGCAAAUAUUCUUGCUCCUCCUCGCGCAUAAGAAAUUGGGAAAGCUGCGAUCUGAAGACAAAACAUCCCGCCCCUUCCUAAUACAUUUUCAAAGCAAGUGUGCAUUUCAGUGAACUCCCCAAAAGCAUGGACUAGUCUUCAUGCGAACAAAACACAUCCAACCUUUUGUUACACUUCAACCCAGUGGUAAAUUUGAAGUAUGCCAUAAAUGCUUUUUUCAGAGGCUGCCUCACGACAGGGUGCCCCAGCAGAGGGAACUGCUCAGGUUGGGGCUGUCUCAUGCGCAGGCCGAGGGGGUCACCUGGCGUGUUGGUGAGUCGUGGCACACCGAGAGCUUCCUUCUGCCCCCCUCCUGCCCCACAGCUGCUGGUCUGAAACUAUUGGGAGCUAAACUGGCUCAGCAAGGGGUCAGGUAAAAAUGGGAGUUGUUGAGUGUGCAGCGUGGGGAAGGAGUGGGGGACUAUGAGACAGGAAGAAGUCAGAGAGCCCUUUUAGUAAUGGUAGUGGCACGAUCUUAUGUCAGCGCAGCUUGUUGCAGGGAGCUGCACCCUUUGGGUGGUUUUGUGUGCUGUAAUCGAGAUUUGAGAGUUUGUGCAUCGCUAGAAAAGAAACCCUUUUUCCUCUUUUGCCUUUCUACCAGAUUUUUUAACUUCUCCCCUUUGGUGAAUACCAAAUAAUCUUCAGUCCAGGCAAGAAUAGAGUUAAUAAUAGCUUUACACAGGAACAAAGCUCCUAGUAAGUUAUAAGCAAAACAUGGGAAAUAGCCAUUAGGUUUCUCCCCAUCAUUGAGUUUGUUAUCCCUAUAUAACUUGGUGAUCUUUAAUUAAAUGUACAAUUAUCUUCAGUUCAUUAGACAUGAAGAUCCUUCCAGCUGCAGGGUAUGGAAAGAAGCGUAUCUCAGCAGGGCAGUUACACUGUGCCAUGCGCUUGCCAAUGUACCGAUAACUCUGGACACUCUAAAAUCUCAAAAUUAAAGCUUAUUACAAGGCAAUAUCCAGAGCAUUCUCUGAAGUAGCAAGAAGUUUGUUUGAGACCUCAGUACUGCCAAAGAUGCUCUUGUCGGCUGAGCUUAAUGAAAGAGAAGCUGAUGUAUUUACUGGCACUGCACAAAGACUGGCUUACCAAGGUAUUUUUCAGUCAUUCGUAUAGAUCACUCAGUUUUGUUUUCCAAAUGUCAUCCCAUUGCUAAAAUGAACAUCUGAGGAGAAAAAAGGUACGGUUUUGAAAAUACAGUAUGCUCUUAACUGGCAGAGGGUUUUACCUGCCUCUGUACUGAACCUACCUGUACUGAACCGGUAGAAGCCCACACGUUGUGCCCUGUAUUGCAGUCGGCUACAGGAAAGUGCCUGGGCUAGAGGGCCACUUAAAGAACAAAAGAUAAGCUUAUAGGAUAGGUUGGCUACUUAACAGAACUGCUGCUAAAUUUCUGUUGCUUUGAAAUGUAUCAGCGCACGUCAGUGCUGACAGAAGUAAGUUGUCUCUUAAAAAAAAAAAAAAAAAAAAAAAGGUCAAGUCAUCUAUUAAGUGCUUUAUGAACAUUACCCGCUCUUCUGAUGUCAAACCCUACAUGCUUUAUCUUGAAUGACAGUAAGCUGGUUUGGGGAAUUAAAAACGGCCCCAAACUAGGUUUAAGUACAUGGAAAUCAUUCCGCGUUUAAUGUAACCUCCUCGUUACUUGAGCAAUAAGGGACAUGCUCAAUGCUUUUGAAACAAGCCCUGAGUGCUGCAACGUGUAGUUUAGCAUUGCUGCUCGCGUGGCCCUGGGUAUGCCUGAGAGCUUGUCUAAGAAACUCCGUGCCUCGAGGGGAGGGAUAGCCAGUCGCAGGAUUUGGGUCUAAGGCAGGCAUGGCAUCGGGCUGCUCAGCACCGCCAGGGCUGGGGCAGCAGCAGCACUUUGGGCACAGCACUGACUGCGUGGCGUGGCAGCCAAGUGCUUGGAGACGCUGGGCACCGCCAGCUGGGAGAUUUAUUACAGCUUUGGACUUUACCCCUGUGCUGUGUGGCGUUGUCCCUUGUGCAUCCGCUCAGACCUAUUUUCAUCCCAUGUCACCGUGCUGUUCCAGGCAUCUGGUGGCCUCCAUGGACAGCGUUUGCUCAUUGUGUUGCAACGCCUGCACCAGUGACAGCAAAUCUAGUGAGUCGUAGCAGUAAUGGGGAUGCAGCGUUUGGGGUUAAGUCAAUGCUGAAAGGGAUCUGAUUCAUUUGCUGCCUCAGUAUGUGCUGCAUGAGGUCUGCGAGGGACACUUCCCCAGCAUCCUCCUGACAAACCACGCUGAACAUCAGCUGUUCGUUGUGUAACUUGGGUGCCGCUGUCAGGAGGUGCCCCGCUAGUUGUUCUGACAGCACUGGCAUUUUGUGCCAUCACAGCAGCUGAGGAGAAACUGGUUGGUAUGGGAAUUUACUUGGUUUCUUUCCUUCUGAUUUCUCUGAUGUUAGCUGGUUACCCCAAAGCCCAGGAUGAGAUGUUUGCUUUCAAAUAGGUUCACAUAGAGCUGUAUCUUCCUUUUGUGUCUUGGCUUAAAGCAGUCGAGUUCAUUUCAUUUUUGUGGAAUGCAGUAGUGAAAAGAAAGUACUUUUGUACUUUGGCUUCAUAGGUUGCAGUCUUUUAAGUCAUAUAAAAAUGAUUAAACCAUGAGUGCUUCAGGAUUAUCCAGUCCUAAAUAGUUUCUUUUUCAGUACUGCGUGCAAUAACGAAACCAAGUUUGGUUUCACUAACAGCCAUAAUUUGUAGAAAGAAGAUAAAGCAGUGUUUGUGCUUCGUGUGCCUUUCAGCCUUCAGAGCUCUACAUGGGCUUGAUGCUUUUAAACUCCCUCCUCUUCUCAAGGUAUUUUAUUUUGUUAAAAAUUCCAGUGCCAUUUUACAGUCAGGUCUCUUAGAUUUGCUUUGUUCAGUCUCUAAUCACCUCGUCUGUUAUCAGCUAGGGCUGUCCUGAAGGCGUACUUUUACUUUGCUCACACUAAAUGCUGGAGAAAAAAAAAGUUGUAGUUCCUGUAAGAUCUUCAUCACACACAUCAUAGUGGGUGUUCCUCUUGCAUGUUUCCUAAGAGCUUCUUCCUUUUUUAUUAUUUCCAACAUCAAAAUUAGGUAUGUGACGUGCUGAAUACUCCCUGGAGUUGGGUUUUUGGAGUUCUUCAUCAAGUGACAAACUGGCGUUGUAUGGCCAUUCGGUGAUUCUGUGGCAUGGGUAUCCCUGUUUUUUUUCCAGUCUGUGGGCCAAGUUUAUUCCUUGUGCAUAUACAUAAAGGAUAAAGCUGAGACUGUGUCAUCUGAAGACGACUAGGGGAAAAAAAAGUUUGUCAACAGAUCAGUGAAAUCUUCUUAGAGAUGUGCAAAAUCGUUAACUUGAAGUUCAGAAACUUGGUAACAGAGCUGUUCUUCUGAUUCUCAGAGUAACAAUAAAUUAAUCUGAUGAUAAACAGAUUUUUUCACGAAAAUCAGUUCUUCUUGACCUCAGUUGCUUCAAAAAGGAAUUGGAUACUGAAACAUUGUUCAGGAAGAAGGUGACACGCUUCUGGGAGCAGGUGGAUUUGGGACCAGUGCUUUCUAGUUCUGAAACUUUACUGCUCUCAAAGCGGAGAUACGAGGCAACAUAUGUGUGACAGGUGGUCUGCUCUGUGUGGAUGCUGGGCAUAAAUUAGUCGUUUAACAUGGAGCCUGUGCUGCUUAGUAAGGAAUCUCUUGUCCCUGCUCUUCCCUGACAUGCUUUGGAGUGCUGUAGCUCGGAGCUGGUGCGUUAGUGCGAAGCGUUCUGCUUUGCUGUUACUGCAACUGCAGAGUACGUCUGCCUUGUAACUUGUGAGGAGGAAUAUGUACAGGUAACCAUUCUUGCGCUGUUUUGUGGUAAUUUGAGCUUGAUUAUCUAGGUUUUCGUAAGCUUAAAGUUGUGGAAGAAAUCACAGCCCAAACUUCACAAAGUUACACAGCUCACUUUGCUCACUGUGCCCUACAUUUGACCAAAAUGCAAGAUUAGGGGAGUGGGUUAUAAGCCAAGGCUUAGGUUACAAAGGGAGAACCUUAGUUCAAAUAAAGCAGCCUCUGUGCCAUGUGCCUUGGGCUCUAAACCUGCCUUUAGGCAGCUUCAUUUCAGUAGCAUCCAGUUAAAGGACAAAAAGGCAGAAGUUUGUGUUUCUGCAUCAGUGCAGUGCAGGCUGUCAGGCAGCGAUGGGGACUGAGGAGAAUCUCUGUUCCGAGGCCAUCUGUGGGUUCUUUUGUCUGAGCCUGACGAGAGGUCAUGGCAGAUGGUGGGGUCGCAAAGUCUGGCUUCUUGCGCUUGACAACGUGUUCAUAAAGCUGGAAGAACACCGACUGCUCAUCCAGGCUGAAGAGCAUCGGGGCAGAGAUGGUAACAGUUUGUGGAUGGUGCCUUCUGGAUCGCUAAGCGUGGUGGCAGAUAACCUGGCAGAGAUGGAACUGCUUUGCUUAUCUCUCAGCAGUUUAAAACUGCUUAGCAGGUGUGUUCUUAACUACGCUUUAUGGGAGUACCUUACUUGUAAAGCCUCUUAAAGCAGGACAGAAAGGGUAAGCCAUGUAAAUUUUGGCCAGGGCUCCAGAUGACGUAUUUGGAAAGUGUGUGUAGGAGGAGGAGGAAGGCAGAGAAAGAAGCAGCACGCGGAUCCUCAUUUUCAGGUGUGGUGCAGGGUGUCAAGUGUUUGCUCCUUGCCAUGACCACUGUUGCUUUAUGGCCUCUUUGUGGCAACUUUUCAGGUUUCAGCGAGGUGUUCGUGUGCUGAACAGCUGCUUGGUCAUGGCUGCAGGGGAGCCAAGACCUAGGGGAGAUGGAUACAACUCCUGCAAUAGCAAAUGGAGAACACCUCCAAGUUGCAUGGCAGUAUUUUCCACUAACUCCAGUAACAGUUGAAGGGAUAUAAUGUCUGAAUGCACCAAGAAAUCUGUAGAAAAGUCACAGAAUUUAGUAUUCUUCUGGAUUAAUCAAAACUGAGCGCAGUGAUGGUAGAGUCCCUCAAGAGCAGUGCACACUGCUGAAACUGGUUGGGCACUGCCUUAGAAGGGAGGUGAAGACACCGGCCGUUCUCAAAGCUUGCACAGGGAUGUUUAUUUUAAAGAUUAUGUGAAGAUGAAAAGGGAUAUCUUAUGGUUUUACAGAAUAUAAAGCAAUACUCUGACAUGACGGCAAAAAAUGUUGGUGUGACUUCCACAAAUGGAGACUUGAAGGGAUUUAUAGAUCAGAACCAGAGUCCAACAAAAGGUAAUAUUUCAAUAAUUACAUUACCAGUUUCCAGUACGAACUCCCCAACAAAGAUUUUGCCAAAAACCUUAGGACCAAUUAAUGUGAAUGUUGGACCCCAAAUGCUCAUAAGCACAUCACAAAGACUGACCAAUUCAGGGAGUGUUCUAAUUGGGAGUCCAUACAGCCCAGCUCCAACAAUGGUCACGCAGACGCACAUAACAGAAGCUACUGGCUGGGUGCCAGGGGACAGAAAGAGGACUCGAGAAUUUAUAGAAUCAGAUUUUUCAGAAAGUAAAAGAAGCAAAAAAGGAGAUAAAAAUGGGAAAGGUCUGAGGCAUUUUUCAAUGAAAGUAUGUGAAAAAGUUCAGCGUAAAGGAACAACUUCAUACAACGAAGUUGCUGAUGAGCUGGUAUCAGAAUUCACAAAUUCUAACAGCCACCUAGCUACAGAUUCGCAGGCUUACGAUCAGAAAAAUAUUAGACGGAGAGUUUAUGAUGCCCUUAACGUGCUGAUGGCAAUGAAUAUAAUUUCAAAGGAGAAAAAGGAAAUCAGAUGGAUCGGCCUUCCUACAAACUCAGCUCAGGAAUGUCAGAAUCUAGAGAUAGAAAAACAGAAGAGGAUUGAACGGAUAAAAGAGAAGCGAGCACAGCUACAAGAACUGCUGCUGCAGCAAAUAGCAUUCAAAAACUUGGUACAAAGAAAUCAGCAAAAUGAACAACAAAAUCAAGGCCCUCCAGCUUUGAACUCAACAAUACAGCUGCCUUUCUUAAUAGUAAACACUAGCAAAAGAACAGUCAUUGACUGCAGCAUAUCAAGUGAUAAAUUUGAAUACCUCUUUAAUUUUGAUAACACUUUUGAGAUUCAUGAUGACAGUGAGGUGCUGAAGAGAAUGGGAAUGUCCUUUGGACUUGAGGCAGGCAAAUGCUCAGCUGAAGACCUAAGAACUGCAAAGUCACUGGUGCCAAAAGCUUUAGAAGGCUACAUCACAGAUAUGUCUGCUGGAUUUUCAUGGAUGAACCAAGGAUUACUUUCAAAUUCAGCACAAGCGAUUUCACAUUUAGAGGUAGCAGGAGGCACUUCUGAUUCUAAAUCAAGUGAGAAUCCAGGGUUGUGUCUGGAUGCUGAAGUGGCCUUAGCAACUGGGCAGCUUCUUGCCCCGAGCAGUCAGCAGUCCAGCAGCGCAGCAUCACGCUACUCUGAGUCACGGGGAGAAACUCCAUGCUCGUUCAAUGAUGAGGAUGAAGAGGAUGAAGAUGACGACUCUUCUUCCCCAGAAUAAAGACAGUAGAAAAUGGAAUACACAAAAUGCUGCUCAUAUGUAUUCUUAAUGGGAGCUCCUGUUUGGAUUUUACUUAAGUCUCUUGCCUUGGUUUGCACUAUGUUCAGUGAAGCAAAACGGAAGCUUCAAAACAAAUUCACCCAAAGCUAAAAUUGAAAACUUUUUGUAGCUGAACAAAGCGACAUGCAGACACAGAGCAAAGUGGGUUUUUUAAUCAACUAUAACCAAGGAAAAGAACAAAGUCCCUGGAGAUCUGGUAAAGAAAACAUCAAGAUCAUAUUUUUCAAUUUGGGACUUUCUGUCUCAAGCCUCUUUCCUCUCCAUCUGGUAAAGAUAAGGGGAAGACAACACAUGCCGUUCCUCACAUUGUCUCACAUUGUUCCUCACAUUGGCUGUGCUACCUUUAAAGAAAAAAGAAGGGGAAGAGAGAGAGCACGCACACAAACACGCCAAAAUAGCUAUUUAAAACUCUUGUAUGAAAAUUGUUGUAGGGAGAAGGGGCUGUUAGAAUGUUUGCUUUUUUCUGUUCAACUUGCUGUAUAGAAGAUUCUUAAAGUAAUAUAAAUUGCAGGUGAUUAAAUGAAUCUUGAAAUAGUUUAAAUUCAUUUUAGAUACUCUUCAAGUAACAUUAGUAAGUCUCUUUUCAAAGGUACAUAUGUUCAUUUAUACUGCAGACCUAAUUUAUUAUCAAUAAGUGAUGAUUAUUAGCCAUUAUUAAGCAGUCAGGAUUAAAAUAGCAGUAUUCUCUGCACCAGCUUUUUUCAAUGAAAAAAAGUGGAAAAGUUUUAUUUCUAGAUUGUAAUGCAUCCCAUAUAGCUUGUCCUUUACUGUUCUAACUUUAUAAUCCAUCUGAUUUUAUAGCACAUGUAUUAACAAAGGAAAAAAAGAGGUCUCUAUGUUAAGGAUCUCAGGCAGUACUUUCAAAUUCAAGGUGGGCUGUCACGUAACAAAAAGUUCAGAAUGAGGAAAAAAAAUAUAAAAUUUGACAGCACGUAAUUCAAUGUUUUGCAUUGUAGUCAGCUUGGAUUAUGACAGACUAAUUUGCUUUUAAUUAACUUCCACUGCAAGCACCUUAACACGCCUUUGAAAAAUAUCAAUAUUGAACAACUACUUAAAGUACUUUGUGGCUGAAGUUACACAAAGUGAAUCCAUUUGAAGUGUUAAAUUAGAACAGGUGGCUCCACGUUCUGUAUUUAACAUCACAUCCAAUCACAAAAACCUUUAAAAACACUCUACAUCCACAGCGUGUUUUGCUGUCAUUCAGAGUUCUCACGGUGUCCUAAUAUCCAGUAUUUUAACUAGUCUUGAAGAGAACUACUUUUAUGAAGUAAAACCAGAUAAAAAUAGUGUUACUCCUUUUAGUUUUUUAUACUGUAUGUAAGCAGUUGACCCUUAUAUUAGCUGUCAGAGCUCAAUGACACUGGCUCUGCUAUCUAGUCAGAGAUCAGGCAGCUCAGAAAACGGCAUUUGCUUGAGCAAGGUCACCAAAGUGCACCCCUUGGCUGCUCUGACCAUUGCUCCAGCCCAGUGUGGGGUACAUCCACCUGACCCCUCACAGACACAUUGGCACUCAAGCCAACAUGAUACAAAAGCACUAAGGUAGGAAGAGGAACUGAGGCUUCAGCUAAAGAGCUGCCUGGCUGUCCUGCAGCUGUUAGCACAUGACACACAGGACAGGCAAAACCAUGCGGAGCACACAAGUACAUGUGCAGGUCUGCAUUACAAAUUAAGGCAUCCACAUAGACGCUUUCAGAUAAUUCAAACUCCUGCAUCUCAUGCAGAGUUAGGGCAUCACCAUUUUUAAGGCAUAGCUCUUCUUCAAGCAAGUAGAGCGAUCCUAGCUUACACAAAGUUUUGCAGAUGCACAAAUAAAAAAAAGAAACAAGGCCUACCAUGUUAUUCCCCAUCUAGGGGGGACUGUUAGGCUGUGCUGUGCUGGGCAGCAGCAGACUGAGGGAUUUACACCACCUCACUUCAACCAAAUCUGUAGCACUACCUCUAGAUGAAUUAAAGUUUUACUAAUGCAAAAUAAUAUUCUGAGAGAGUCAAUGUACUUGACAAACUUGUGAAAUAAGAGGAGGGAGAGAAGGGAACAGAAACUCCAGGUGUGUCAUUAGGGAAUUACUAGCUUCAUUAAUGGCAUUUCAUUUAAAAAGAUUACUGCUUUUAUUCUUUAAAAUACUUUUUUUUUUUUUGUGGGGGGGGGGAGGGGUGGAAAUUGUCCUGUCAGCUUUCAUUGGAGAGGACAGAUGAAAGAUACCCAAUAUACACAGGACAUCCUAAGGCACACUAAAGAGGGGAGCAUUUUCCAAAGUAAUUAUUGCUCACCCCCUAUUACAUUAUGGGCAAAAGUAACCCCACACUUUCGUCACAUUUCCCACUUAAGAUCUUCAGAAAACAAAAACACACCAUCAACACACUAAAUAAUUGCUGAAGAGGAGAAGUUUUGAACUAUAAGAUGUAGGUAAAAAAAAGGCUUUUUGCCCAGAAACAGAAUGCAUUUUAUCAGUAGUCAUUGUGCUUUCUGCUUUGCAGGAGGAUGAUCUUCAGUAAUACCUUCCUCCUGUUGAUGUCUCUGUCUUUCAGAGCAGCAGACUGCACAGCUACUUGCUUUCUGGCAAACAAAGCUAUCAACUUCUUUUUUUCUCUUAAUCUAGGAGCACAUAACAUUUAUUUAGACAGUUGAACCCAGAUUUUCGAAGUUACUUUUCUGAACUAGUUGAACACAAAGGACAAAACAAGUUAGAACACACAUAAGAGACUUCAAAAGGAAAUUCUUUCCUUAGGAUUCUUUGUGCCAAGUUACAGUUGAGGAUGAAGUUCAACUACAGCACUGUGGUCUUGUGUUUGUACAAAGGUCUGGGAACUGGGAGAGCUCUGGGCCUUUUCCAGCUCUAGUCACUCGUGUAUGACCUCAGGCAAGCCUUUCCCUCAUUCUUGUUGAACUUAAUUGGCAUAUUUCAAAAAACAAGAAAAGCAACAAACAGGUAAAUGCAGGACCUCACUCAAUACAGAUGUUCAUCUGAACUGAGCUCUGAGCAAUUAAUGAGCAACAAGGAGAUUAAGAAUAUUAACCAACCGCACUGCUCCUGCUAAGCUCAUGGCAGUAGCCGUGCUUAGCUGCUUCAACAUGCAAUUUUCCUCUGAAAGGCAGCAGUAGGUAUUUUCCAGAAUAACAUGGUCAGUAGAAAGAUGGGUUUUCCCGUGUUGUAUUGAGUUACCAUCAUCCUCCACUGGCCAUAUAUUCAUUGCUAGAAAACAUGCUGCAACUGGCACAGGUGGCACCUCACAUAAGGCAGUCAGCAUUUGAGUUCUCAUAUACAUUCUGUGUAAGUGACAUCGUCUGCCUCCUGGAAUGCCAGUUCUUGGUUAGACACUCAGCAGGCAAGCAGUAUAAUGCUGUUUGUAAAUGCUAUUCUAUAUCCUGAAGUAAACAGCUUCAUUUCUGGACUUAUUUUAUGGUGCUUGACAAAUCUAAAUUUGACUUAAACUUGCUAGCAUCACAAACUGGGUGAAAAAAGUUGAGUGGGAGACAGCAUUUUUCAUUACAUGGAGAACUGAUAAAAUGUUUGUGGAUUUAGGUUUCUAAAUUUAUAUUGAACUGGGCCAUUGUCUUCUCAAUUCAGCACUGGAAUUAAUGGCAACAAUCCACCUACACGGAUUGGGAUCACAUCUGAUCUAACAUGCCUAUAAGGAAAGGCUAAAGCAAAUAACAUCAGUUCAACUGAAGGCUUGGUUUUAACUAACUUAAUGUAACUAGCGCACACCACACUUUAGAUAUUUCCAUUUUGGUUAAGGCUAUAAGUUUAUGUCUGUUUUUUAAACUACAGUUUCCAAAUACUCCUAAUCCUUUUCAACAGCUGCAAAGUGCUGGGCAUACACCACACCAACAGGAGAACAACCAAGUCAGCAUCAAGUAGCAUGAUGUAAACAGGCCUAAUAACCGAAUUUUAAUCAUAUUUUAAAAACAAAUGGACAAAACAAACAACUCAUGUUUAUUCAGAAAAUUAUGCUUGAAUUUAGGAUUCAACAGCUCAGGUUUUAAGUGUUCUGUGCUCUUCCUUCUGCCGACACCCACCAUUUUAAAUCUAGAGCAUGGAUGAAACUUUCCUUUUUCAUUUGUAUCUAAGCACUGGGCAAUGCUCAUUUUUAUAAUUACCUGUCUCUUGUUAGCUGAGCAUUAUAUCCAAGCACUUUAUAGAGAAGACUUUAAUUUUAAUAAGCUAAUGAUACUUGGGGUUUGGAUUUGUUUAAAAACAAAGCUAGUAACCACAGGCUAUACUAUUUGGUAAACAAACCAGUAGUCAUCUUCCCACUGACCACCUCGUUUGUAUUUCCAUUCACUUAAUUUUCACUGCAAGAGCAUCUCAGUUUCAGAACAUACAUAUUUUAAACAACCAGGUACAAUGAAGCUGGGAAGAGACUGUAGGAGCUUCUCAUAUUUUUGAUUUAAAAACGCCUAGCAAUAGUCAUACUCUGGGGCAACACCAUGCAGCUUCGCAGGAGCUUGGCUCACGCUGCAGACAGGAGUGCCGUGGCUCCGUUGCUACGAGGCCAGGCACGCCGUGCAGCUGAACGCCUCGGCCCGCAGCACCGGGAAGCCAUGCCUCUGGCAGCUCUGCUGAUCGACUGCGAAGAGGCUGAGAGGAGCUGGUCCGUGUGUUGGUUUUUAAAAUGCACCACUCAAUGCAUUUUGACCUAUGCCAACAAAACGCUUGUACCUGCUGGUUAGCACACACCUACCCUUCCAAGCAGGUCAGCAGCUCUGAAUGCUUCGUUUUCUGCUGGCAGGUUGUUCCCUUAAAGCCUGGCGCCCUGCAACUUCUUGAAGCUCUCAUGCCUUAGCCUUACCUGAAUUCUCAAAUCAGAUUGCCUUUUCUAUUUAUCUCUCAGAAUUUAGUUUGGCAAAUGUUUUCAGGAGGCUGUGCACAACUGUGCUCUGGACCCAAGUAUAUUCCCCAAAAGAUCCCCACAACCAACCGUAGGAACCUGUUCAUUCCCUCUGCUCUGAUACCACCCUUUCAAGUCUCUGUAGAGCUGCUCAUACAACUGUUUCCUGGCUUGUUCAAUCAGAUGCAAAAUGCACGGAUACCUAACCCAGCUGACUUUGGCAGUUCGGUGAGGGGAUGAUCCCAAAAACAGCCCAACAACAACAGCAGCAAAUUAAAGGGACUGUUUAUCACAGCUGGUUAGAGAAUGUGUGUUCAUUCUGCAUCUUUAAUACUUCUCCCUUGUCUGGCCUACUCCAAAGGUCAGCCAAAACAAUAAUAUGUUUUUCCUACUUUUACCUGUAUGAUAGCACCCAGCAAUUCAGGACACCUACCCAGGCUGCAGACCAAAAAUCCCUGCUCAGAUUUGGGCAGAAGUGUCUGAGAUCUAACCAUCCAAAUCCCAGGGAAAAGCCUCCCACAUAGGAACAAUAUGGUGCAAAUGAGCAACUUAUUUUUUUCUUUCUCCAGUAGGAAAAGCAGGCUGAUGUGGGCCAGAUAAAUAUCUGUGAGAGGCAGGAGAUUUCAGAGCAGAUACAGGAGUCUCCCAGGAGCACAGAUCUGUCCGCCUCCUUAGCACUCUGCACUGGCUAUAGGAAGUGGCACCCACUGCAUCUUCAGACUUUAAAUGCAAUUUUUAAAUGCUUAACUCUUUGCAGGCUUAUGUAAUCACCACUGGAUAGCAGGACACAGCUGUGUACAACAUAAAGCCAGCUGUAGAUUUAAACUGAACUCAUCUAUGCAACAUUAAGGGAAAUUUUACAAGACAAACCGAGCGCUUGCCGGUGACCCACAUUUAGCCCAUUAUCCUUACCAGGCUGAGCGAAACAGAGCAAUCCCUGGUGCUCUGCUUCUCGUGCCUUGCAGGUAGCGCCAGUGGCACGCUGACAGGACAAGGCAGUCAGAGGAAGGGAACCACUGCCCACCCACAGCCCUUAACGCUGGUACUCCUACUCAAGUGUUCCCAGGAAGCUAUACUGCCUUUUUUAAUUUAUUAUUAAUUCGGUCGCUACAUCAGUCCUUCUGCAGAACUUAGGUUUGACUCAUUUACUUUUAAGACCACAUGUAAUUGUUCUGCAGGGCCACAAAAUUAAGGCAUUAACCAGAAAAGGUAAGGUCUACAAAAUCAAUCUUUAGGUUUUGGUGGGGUUAGAUUUCUAACGUAACUUUACCAAUUAAUAGCUUCAGUUGCUGUAAUGCAGGGAUUAAGUGGGACUCUCAGAGUUCCCCUAGUAAAACACCAGCUGGACCAAAAAUCCAUCAUGCAAGUUUCUCAUGCUCCCCAUCUCUAAAGCUAGGUUGCAAACGUAAAAAAAUACUUCAGAUUACGAAGUUUUGGUAGAGAAACAUGCAAAUAUGGUGCCACUGUAUCUCGCAAACACCUACUGUGAAACAAUUCACCCUACGUGACCUAACCUGGGAGGACUCAGGCAGGAGCUGCCCUGGUUCUUGGGGCCCAGGCAGCCCCUCUGCUGGUGCCAUGCUGGGCUGCAGACCCACUGCCCGCAGGGAGCCGCCGCCGCAUGCAAGGGGAAGGGGUCCUCGUUCUGCACAAUAAUUUGCUGUGGAUUUCCGAAUUCUCCAUGGACUUCAUUCUUUCCAAACACCUUUUAAUUAUAAAUGAAACUUGUAUUUUUGCAGAAAGACUGCUGUUAAGCUAUCCUGAUGUUUUUUUCCUGAUCAAAUAGCGUUACUUUCCACUACCACGUUGUGUGUGGCGAGGAGCAGUAGAAAAAAAAAAAAAAAGUGGUAGUAGUACACAUGCUAUAGACACUGACAAAGACCUAAAGAAAAAUGCAUAUACAAAGUUUUACUUUCCUAAUAGGAACACUGGCAUUAGCAAAUAGUAUAUUUGAACCAAUAGGAAAUAUUACUUUGUAGUAGCAAACACUUUGUAAAUAAAAACUUACUAUUUUUUUAAUGGAAAUUUUAUAGAAGAAGCUAUUUCUGUAUACUCAACUGAUCCCAUGUUUACUGAAAAUGCUGCAAGUGGGAAUUGUACAUUGCAAAAUGGGAGUAGGGAACAAUGUCUGCCUGAAGUGAAAAGUAUAUACAGGCUGGAGAGAAACAUCAUUCGGCUGUUUGUGAACAGGAAAGUAAAGCUGAACUGUAUAGGAACUGAAUAAAAGAAUUUCAAGGCAA
Molecule: messenger RNA, 16348 nt
Organism: Anas platyrhynchos (mallard)
Lineage: Eukaryota; Metazoa; Chordata; Aves; Anseriformes; Anatidae
Gene: TFDP2
Product: transcription factor Dp-2
Biological process (GO): regulation of transcription by RNA polymerase II; regulation of cell cycle
Cellular component (GO): transcription regulator complex; nucleus
Molecular function (GO): RNA polymerase II transcription regulatory region sequence-specific DNA binding; DNA-binding transcription factor activity, RNA polymerase II-specific
Source: RefSeq, a predicted model, not a curated record